GGAAGAAGAGCUGGCUCAGGGAUGCCCACGAGACAGAGACUGAGUGAGGAAGGAAGGACACUGCCUGAGCAGAGGAGCCUGUUCUCAGGAGAAGGGCCUCUCCCCACCCAACCAAGCAUAAGGCACUGGGGAGAUCCCCACCUGCAGCCCAGCCUCCCAGGGAGAGAGCAGGCCUCCUCGUCCCCUUCAUCAUGAACUGGCACAUGAUAAUCUCUGGGCUCAUCGUAGUAGUGCUUAAAAUUGUUGGAAUGACCUUUUUUCUGCUUUAUUUCCCACAGAUUUUUGGUGAACAUAAUGUCAGCUUCAGUCCCACAGAGAGACCUGGAACAGUCCCACAGAUUUUCGGGAGCAGCAAUGUCAGUUUCACUCCCACAGAGAGCUUUGGAACAGUCUGCCCCACUGGGUGGGAUUUUCAUCAAGGAAGAUGUUUUUUCUUGUCCACAUCUGAAAACUCUUGGAACAACAGCAUGAACUUUUGCAAACAAAAAGGAUCCACUUUGGCUAUUGUCAACACUCCAGAGAAACUGAAGUUUCUGCAGAACAUAAGUGGUGCUGAGAAGUAUUUUAUUGGCCUACUAUAUCAGCCUGCAGAGAAAAUGUGGCGCUGGAUCAACAACUCCGUAUUUAAUGGCAGUGUUAUCAGUCACAGUCACAAUUUCAACUGUGUGACCAUAGGCCUAACAAAGACAUUUGAUGCUGCAUCAUGUGACGUCAACUACCGCUCGAUCUGCGAGAAGAGUGCCCAAUGACAGCAGCUCUCUGUGGCCUCUGACAAGAGCAACAAAUACACUCAUGGAGACAGUAAAAGAGAAUACUGGCAAUUGGGACCGGUCCAGGAAAUACAAAAUAUCAAAUUA
Messenger RNA from Sus scrofa (pig), 857 nucleotides. RefSeq names its product C-type lectin domain containing 5A (gene CLEC5A). Gene Ontology annotation, molecular function: virus receptor activity. Gene Ontology annotation, biological process: innate immune response. Lineage: Eukaryota; Metazoa; Chordata; Mammalia; Artiodactyla; Suidae. The record is from RefSeq and is a predicted model, not a curated record.